Messenger RNA from Epinephelus moara (kelp grouper), 2791 nucleotides. Its product is annotated as gastrula zinc finger protein XlCGF57.1-like. Lineage: Eukaryota; Metazoa; Chordata; Actinopteri; Perciformes; Serranidae. Gene Ontology annotation, biological process: central nervous system development; regulation of transcription by RNA polymerase II. The record is from RefSeq and is a predicted model, not a curated record. The transcript has 3 exons. Gene Ontology annotation, cellular component: nucleus. Bases 247 to 2052 code for a protein of 601 amino acids. Gene Ontology annotation, molecular function: DNA-binding transcription factor activity, RNA polymerase II-specific; RNA polymerase II cis-regulatory region sequence-specific DNA binding.
CACACACACACACACACAAACGAACAGACGCCAACUCACUCAAAUAGUGUAAAGGCAUUUGGAAGAUGGAUAAGCGGGGCUGUUUUCCACUGUGUUCUACAACCUGUGUGUUGAGUUGUAUUAUGCAAUGAAAGUAAUCCCGUUGGCUGUAACUUUUCUCCGAGUCUCUUCAUUUCAGUGUUUGCUGAAGUUGAGCAUUUUCCUUACAUUAGCAGAGUCUCUUUGUUGUGUUUUUAAAGUGUGAACAUGUCUAAACUCCAAAUGCUGAGAUUGUUGGUGAAGCAGCGACUAACUGUGGCUGCUGAAGAGAUAUUUGGGCUGUUUGAAAGAAUGAUAGCAGAGUACGAGGAGGAACUUUGUCGAUCAAAAGAGGAGAACGAGCGACAACGGAAACUACUGGACGCUGUUUUCAACCCUCAGCUUCGGUUACACAGAGCAGACGUCCAGCAGCUGUCGGUGGUUAAAGAAGAGGUUCCCCCUGAGCAGCAGGAGUGGAGCUCCAGUGUGGACCAGGAGGACCCAGAGCCUCCACACAUUCAAGGGGAACAGGAGGAACUCUGGAUCAGUCAGGAGGGAGAGCAGCUUCAAGGGCUGGAGGAGGAUGAUAUCACCAAGUUCACAUCCACUCCUGUCCCUGUGAAGAGUGAAGAUGAUGAAGAGAAACCUCAGUCCUCACAGCUUCAUCAAAGACACACUGAACAGAUGGAAACAGAAGCAGAGGGAGAGGACUGUGGAGGAGCAGAACCAGCCAGGAACUCAGAUCCAGAUACACAUUUACAACCAGAGACUGAUGACAGUGAUGAUUGGACGGAGACCAGAGAACCUCAGUCAGACGUCCAGCAGCUGUCGGUGGUUAAAGAAGAGGUUCCCCCUGAGCAGCAGGAGUGGAGCUCCAGUGUGGACCAGGAGGACCCAGAGCCUCCACACAUUAAAGAGGAACAGGAGGAACUCUGGAUCAGUCAGGAGGGAGAGCAGCUUCAAGGGCUGGAGGAGGAUGAUAUCACCAAGUUCACAUCCACUCCUGUCCCUGUGAAGAGUGAAGAUGAUGAAGAGAAACCUCAGUCCUCACAGCUUCAUCAAAGACACACUGAACAGAUGGAAACAGAAGCAGAGGGAGAGGACUGUGGAGGAGCAGAACCAGCCAGGAACUCUGAUCCAGAUACACAUUUACAACCUGAGGCUGAAGACAAGACUGUAGCGUCUUCUGAACCUGAGACUGAUGACAGUUAUGAUUGGAAGGAGACCAGAGAACCUCAGUCAGGUUUAAACUCUCUGAAAAAUGAUGAAGUCCCUGUCAGUGAUUUGAUUGUUUGUGGGAAAAGAUUUGAUUACAGAGGAGAUUUGAAGAUACACAUGAGAUCUCAUACAGAAGAGAAACCAUUUAGCUGUUCUCUGUGUGGGAAAAGAUUUGGUCACAGUGGAGUUUUGAAGAAACACAUGCAAACUCACACAGGAGAGAAACUAUUUAGCUGCUCUGAGUGUGGGAAAAGAUUUGGUCACAGUGGAGUUUUGAAGAAACACAUGCGAACUCACACAGGAGAGAAACUAUUUAGCUGCUCUGAGUGUGAGAAAAGCUUUGGUCAAAGUGGAGAUCUGAAAAAACACAUGAGAUCGCAUACAGGAGAGAAACCAUUUAGCUGCGCUGAGUGUGGGAAAAGAUUUGGUUACAGUGACGUUUUGAAGAAACACAUGAGAACUCACACAGGAGAGAAACUAUUUAGCUGCUCUGAGUGUGGGAAAAGAUUUGGUCAAAGUGGAGAUCUGAAAAGACACAUGAGAUCUCAUACAGGGGAGAAACCAUUUAGCUGCUCUGAGUGUGGGAAAACAUUUGGUUACAGUGUAGAUUUGAAGAAUCAUGUGAGAGCUCAUACUGGCAAGAAACCAUUUAGCUGUUCUGAGUGUGGGAAAAGAUUUGGUUACAGGGCAGAUCUGAAGAAACACAUGAGAACUCACACAGGAGAGAAACCAUUUAGCUGCUCUGAGUGUGGGAAAUCAUUUACACAAAAUGGAUAUUUACAUACACACAUGAAAAUUCAUGACGGAGAAAAGUGAUCUAGCUGUUCAGUCUGACAGCCAAGCUGGGUCAAAACCUGUUAUCCGGUGGUGACUGGACUUUUGCUGCUUAUCAGGGGCAGGGCAUGCAGCACUGUGACUCUUUUCUGUACUUGGAUCCAGAGCGGGAGAGCUAUUCUGGCUGCUAAAUUCUUAAACUAAUUUGAUCUUAGUUUUCUUUUAAGAAAUCUGCACAAAGCAGGUGCCCCAUGUACAAGUCUGUUGCCGCAGUGGCCCGGGUUCGACUCCAGCCUGUGGCCCUUUGCUGCAUGUCAGUCACUCUCUCUCUCCCCCCUUCACACUUGUCUGUCCUAUAUUUGCAGGGCUUGCACUGUUUAAAUGCAGAAAAUAUGUGUUGAAUUUAUUGAAAUGUUAUGUUUACAGAAGAUGGAGCUUACAUGUUGUUUUACAGUCACACUGUCUGGUCUGAGGGCUACAAUAUUCUUAGAAUUUUCUGCAAUUUUAUUGGAGUCCAUGUUUUGAAACUAAUUAAAUAAAACUAAACAAGAGAACUGAAACAUUUGCAGCUGUUGUUAUAAUAUUCAGUAUGAUUUUUAUAGCAAGUGAUUACAUGACUUAUUUUUUGGAGGCAGUAGUUUAACUUUUUUUUUAUUAUUUUUUUCUCCUGACUUUCAAUUUUUGUCAUUUGCUGCAUUUUUAUAGCAAUUUUUGACAAAAUUGGCCGCAAAUUCAAGGUUUUUCUGUUGCGAGAUCCUGGAGGGACUGGUCUUGUAACUGA